Molecule: messenger RNA, 7005 nt
Organism: Antechinus flavipes (yellow-footed antechinus)
Lineage: Eukaryota; Metazoa; Chordata; Mammalia; Dasyuromorphia; Dasyuridae
Gene: IL17RD
Product: interleukin 17 receptor D
Exons: 10
Coding region: 72-1871 (599 amino acids)
Molecular function (GO): interleukin-17 receptor activity
Source: RefSeq, a predicted model, not a curated record
GCAUCGAAUUCCUAAAAGGAUUUCGGGUGAUCCUGGAGGAGCUGAAAUCCGAGGGUCGCCAGUGCCAGCAGAUGCUCCUGAAGGACCCCAAGCAGCUCAACAGUAGUUUCAAAAGAACCAGCAUGGAAUCGCAGCCUUUUCUGAAUAUGAAGUUUGAAACCGAUUACUUUGUCAAGAUUGUCCCCUUUCCUUCCAUUAAAAAUGAAAGUAAUUACCAUCCCUUCUUCUUCCGGACGCGACCAUGUGAACUGCUGCUCCAGCCCGACAACUUGGCCUGUAAACCUUUCUGGAAGCCCCGGAACCUCAACAUCACCCAGCAGGGGCUCAAUAUGCAGGUGUCCUUUGACCACGCCCCCCACAAUUUUGGGUUCCGCUUCUACUACCUUCAUUACAAGCUCAAGCACCAAGGGCCCUUCAAGCGCAAGACGUGCAGACAGGAACAAAAUACGGAGAUAACCAGCUGUACUCUUCAGAAUGUCUCUCCAGGGGAUUAUAUAAUUGAGCUUGUGGAUGACACGAAUACAACCAGAAAAAUGAUGCAUUAUGCCUUAAAACCAGUGCAUUCUCCCUGGGCCGGGCCCAUCCGGGCCAUCGCCAUCACGGUCCCAUUGGUCGUUAUCUCUGCCUUUGCAACGCUCUUCACCGUGAUGUGUCGCAAGAAGCAACAAGAAAAUAUAUAUUCACAUUUAGAUGAGGAGAGCUCGGAGUCCUCCACGUACACGACCGCGGCCCCCGGGGAGAGGCUCCAUCCUCGGCCCAAAGUCUUCAUCUGCUACUCCAGCAAGGACUGCCAGAAACACAUGACCGUCAUCCAGUGCUUUGCCUACUUCCUCCAGGACUUCUGUGGCUGCGAGGUGGCCCUGGACCUCUGGGAGGACUUCCAGCUGUGCCGCGAGGGCCAGAAGGAGUGGGGCGUGCAGAAGAUCCGGGAGUCGCACUUCGUCAUCGUGGUGUGCUCCAAGGGCAUGAAGUACUUCGUGGAGAAGAAGGGCUGCAAGCAGCGGGCGGGGAGGCGCGGGGAGGCCGAGGGCGGCGAGCCCUUCGUGGCGGCCGUGGCGGCCGUGGCGGCCCGACUGCGCCAGGCCAAGCAGAGCUCGGCCGAGCUGGCCAAGUACAUCGCCGUCUACUUCGACUACUCGUGCGAGGGGGACGUCCCCGGCGUCCUGGACCUGAGCGCCAAGUACAAGCUCAUGGACCAGCUGCCCCAGCUCUGCGCUCACCUGCACUCGCGGGAAGGGGGCGCCCCGGAGGCCGGCCUGCCCGCGGGCCAGCUCAGCAAGCGGAAUUACUUCCGGAGCAGGGCCGGCCGCUCCCUGUACGUGGCCAUCUGCAACAUGCACCAGUUCAUCGCGCAGGAGCCCGACUGGUUCGAGAAGCAGUUCCUGCCCUUUCCGCCCCCCGCGCCGCACUUCCCGGAGCCCGUCAUGGCCAAGUUCGACUCCGGCCUGGUGCUCAAUGACGUGGCCUGCAAGCCGGCGGCCGAGGGCGCCGCGGCCGCCGACUCCCCCCCGGCCCUGCCCCGCUUAAGCCUGGAGGAAGACGGGGACCCCCGGAGCAGCCCCGACGGCAGCUGCGUCCUGCGGCCCCUGCUGCACGCCGCCAAGGCGGCCGGGCCCCCCGACAUGCCCCGGGACUCGGGCAUCUACGACUCCUCCGUGCCGUCCUCGGAGCUGUCCCUGCCCCUCAUGGAAGGACUCUUGCUAGACCAAAUGGAGACCUCGUCCAUGGCCGGGAGCGUCUCCUCCUCCUCGGGUUUAGGUGAAGAGGAGCCCCCCAUCCUCCCUUCUAAGUGCAUCGAUUCCGGAGCGUGUAAAGUCGGACUCAGCGGGCACAGUUUCACCGAUGAACUCCCGGUGGUUGGCCCGUUAUAACCCCCCCGAAGUUUCUAAUGCAUUUGCCACUUUAGCGACGACGGACAGCGCCUGUAUGUCAGCCCCCCGCCCCGCUCCCUGCCCCCUCGCCUACUUGAAGGAAUGAAAACCCCAAGUCGGGAUAUGUCGAGGAAGCCGUUGGCCAGUGCUAGUCCUCCUGCCCCUCAUUCCACCCUUGGGUUCGGUAAGACCCCUCAUCCACAGACUCUACCGAGAGCUUCGCCGGGGAACCCAGAAGCGCAGGAUGCCCCUUCCCCACUUUAAUUCUCCUUUGUCCAUGUUCACACAUCCCCACCAUUUCAUGCUUAUCACCCAUCCUUGCGUCUCCAACACGGCAGAAGGAAAGAGGUGUUGGAAGAGAAACGGCAUUCAGGGAGGGAGAGAAAUCGGGCUCCGUAAUCUUUACGCUUCUAGAGCUAUUGGGCUGGAUUUAGCAAAAACGGAAAGAUGUGGAUUUUCACUUGAAAUGACUGAUGCGACAAAAACGUUAAUGGAAUUAUAGACAUGGGUUUUUUCUAUGUCUAGAAUGAUUACGCAGUCUCUGAAAAAUGUUUAUUUGAAGAAAGGAACGGGAGUCUUCACUUAUGUAAUCACAGACACACACACACACAUAAACACAGUCUUGUAAAAAUGUAAUCUGGAAAGAGAAUACAGUUUAGCAGAAUUUAUUCUGAAUGUGGAGUCUGGGGGCCUGGAUUCACGGUCACUCCUCCUGCCCGUGUGACCCCAUAGUCCCUCCUCUGCACUUCAGUCCUUGUAUGUAAGUGAGUUAGAUUAAGUGGCUCCUGAAACCUCUCCCUCAGUCAUAGAUCUGUGACUUUAUGAUAUUGAGAAGCACUUGGAAAUGUGUGUCAGGAACUUGUACGUGACCAUCCUCUAAGUUUCCCUUCAAUCCAUGAUUCAUUUGUGAUUCCACUAAGUGAAAGGUCAUGUGGACAUGUGUUUGUUUUAUCGAGAUGGCAGUCUCAAAGUUGGAAGGGCCUCAGAUGUCCCAUAAUGCAACCCUUUAUGGACCCAAGUUUAGUUCUACUGUUUUCUCAACAAGACCUCAUCCACCUGGUCUUCCUGCAGACCACCAGUGAGAGAGAGCCCACCACCUCCCGCAGCAGCCCACCCCAUGUUAGGCCAGCUCUAGCCCUCAGCAAACUUUUCUUGACUUCAAACCUAAGUCCUCCUCUCUACUAGGGGGCAAAGCUAAUCCUUCUUCUCCAGGACGACCCUUCCUUUGUUCAAAGACAGCCUGAAUUUUCUUCUCGCCGGAUUUAGUCUCUUCAUUUCCUCUGACCCAUCCUUGUAUGGCGUGAUCUCGGGCCUUCUCAUCUCUGGGCUUCCCUCUUGCGACUGCUGGUCUAUGUCCUUCCUAGGAAGGGAAACCCCUAAGAGCGGGUAUGCUCUGAGCAGAGCACAGGAGGCACUAGCCUCCUUCACGCAGUUCGGGAGAGCAUUUACUUGUCUUGUUCCAAUGUCAUGUUGUGAACUCAUGCUCCCUGGAUCUCUUUCAUCAAAAUCAUUUCUUGUCUCAUCUUAGCUCAUUAUUCCUGUGCUCAGGAAGCUUUUUUUUUUCAGUUACUGUCCAACUUUAUCUCCAAUCAUUUUUCACUUAUUUGGAUCAGCCCAUCUGUUGUUCCAGCAUAUUGAGGUUUUGUUGAAUCCCAUCAUCCAGUGCAAUAGCUGUCUGUCUCAGCCUUGUGCCAUCCGCCAGUCUGCCGAGGGGGCUUUCUGUACUUUCCUCUGACCAAAAAAAAAAAAAACCGCCAGUCACGAAAGGGCCAUGGGCAUAUUCCCAUGGCCUUCCACCUUCCCCAUUCUCUAAGCCCUCAUAACUCAUCUGGGCCCAGAUCUGUCCAAUUAUACCUCCAUCCAGCCCACAACUUCCCAUUCCACCCGCAAGGAGAGCAUAACUCAUUUAAUGCUCUGCUCGCGCCUAAACACUCCAUUUCUUUGGCGUUCCUAUGGCAUAAACUGGGUACUGGUGCCAAAAAAGUAAAUGAGACGAGUCCGGCAUGACCUGCUUAUGUGAAGCCCUGCUUCACAAGCCAUCUCUAGGAUUGUAUUACAGAAUGUUGCCAGGAAGGCCCUUCUUCUUCUUUUAAAAGAUUUAUUUAAUAUUUUUCCCAUUCAUCUCCUCUCCCCCCUCCAGCCAUGAAGACAUAAAAAGAGAAAAAACCCUCCUAAUAAACAUACAUAGUUCAGUAAAACAGAUUCCUUCUUCAACCAUGUCUAAAAACUAAAGGUCUCAUUCUGCCCCAAGUCCAUCUCCGCUUUGUCAGGCAGUGGGCAGCGGCAGCCCUCCAGAAUCAUGGGUGAUCGUUGUGUGGGUGAGUUUUUAAAUCUUUUCAGUUUGUCUGCGCCUGACUAUUUUAUGCCUUCAGCAUCCAGCGUCAGAUUUUGGUAUUCCCGGGCCGUCGGUUCACCCCGUCACCCCCACGCCAACAUAAUUGUGCCAAAAGCAGCAUUGGUCCGUAGUCAGGUUCUAAAACUGUUACCCUCCAAUGUUAAGAGUGGAAAUUCCACAGACUAUGCCAGGAUAUCUUGUUAUUACUGACUUAGCUGGUGAAUGGAUGUGGUUGGACUGAGUCGAUUUUUUUUUAAGUGAGGUUAAGUGAGUUGCCCAGGGUCACACAGCUAGGAAGAAUUUGAACUCAGGACCUCCUGACUUCAGGGCUGGUGCUCUUAUCUAUCGUGCCACCUACCUGUCCCAGACAAUUGGUUUUUAGGACAGUGUAAAUGAUUCUCUUUCUCCAUCUUUUCCCGCCUUCUCCCUUGCUGUUGCUAAAGAAGACAACACAGAUUCAGUGCCUUUUAAGAAUCUUAAAACCAAUAACAUUCCCACAAAGAUUCUUUUGGACCAAUUGUAACAUUUUUCUCCCUGAUUCCUCGUUCAAGGAAAGACUCCAUUGGCAUCUUCUGCCCUGCAAAUUGGGGAUCUGAGCCGUGAAGGCAACAGCUAGCUUUGGAAGGGUCAGGUAAUAGACAGAUCCUUCGUCUUUGAAAGAACUUAAUGUAAUUUAUAUUUUCCAGACCACAAUUUAUUUUUAGUAUUUGUCACCAAAUCCUAUAUACGUUGCAGUAUCUCGGGAGAAGCUCAGAUAAGCAUUGACUCCCCGGUGAUACCAUUGUUGCGAUCACUGAUAAUAUUGUUGAAUUAGUGCCAUCUUGGGAAGCGGGACUGGGUGUUUCCCUUCUCCGUGACAGCGUUAGGUGGGAGAACCAGCAGAAAAGAGAAAGAUCCAGAGUAAUAAGAGAACCGUCUUUCCUCCCCUGGGACUGGCCCCGAAGAAGAGAGAAGAGGAAGAGGAGACGGACUUUCUCGUCUCCCAUGUGCAAGGAAUACAGCUGUUUAAGUCAUAAACUCCUGGGGAGAAGAGUCUGUGUCCAAGUGCUCCCUAAUGUAAACGAUCAUCCCAGGCUUUGUGCGGGCAGCUGGUAGCCUCCAGUUACAGGAACGUGCUUAUCUCUUCUCCAGCAUCCAAUCUGGGACCAUGUGCAGCUGCUAGGAUAGGCUCAAGUUGCCUGAUGAAAAGCAACAGGUUUCCUCUGUAAAGAGUUAUAUUUGAUUGAAAGAAAGAUCCACUCCCUCCCCCUCCUGCCAGCCUCCAGAAUCAGUUUUGCCGCCCGGCCUGUCUGCAAGAUGGAAUAUCUUCUGUCUCCUCCAAAUCCAAGGAUGCUCCACGAAACACACGAUGACAAAGAGGCAAUUCCUAUCAAAGUUUCACACGAAGCAAACGACUGUAGCGUGCCAUGUAGUCUGUAUCCCUGGCACUCUGCUACGUGCCAGGGAGCUAGUGGGUAUUAGUAACUGCUUACUAACUAAACUGCAUCCAAAUGUUUCUGACCAAAAUCUUACAUCCAAGAUGUCUAGAAAUCGGAUACGAAUAUAGAAGAGCGGGAAUCAUCCCCUAGGAUGUGAGUGGCCAAAAUAUAUGAAAUCUCCAAAAGAAAUGCCCCAGUCAGUAAGCAUAUUUCUAUUAAGUGUCUUGAAUCACCAGCAAGAGAAAGGCAAAUUUAAACACCUUCAGUCAGGAUAGAUUUGGUGAAGAUUGGAUAGGUUUGCAAACCCAAAUUCAGCACGAUAAAACCAUGCCUUUUGUGCCCUUGUUAAGUGAGUAAUUUCUUAUCUGUGCUAAACAAACAUUGAAGACCUAAAGACAGGGGGACAGGGACCGACUCUGGGUUCAAGAGGACAUGGAAGCAGCUUAAGCAAAAGCUACUGAUAGAAGACAGCGAUAUAUUACGUGGGUUUCCAAAUCACCCGAGACAUGUUGCUCAUUGGUGCCGUAUUUUGUAGAGUCGGUUAAUGUGCCAGUGAAGACCCUCAGUAUUUUAUUGAGAAGAGCAGAUCGUUUGAAAAGAUUCCCUUUGGUUUGGGAAUGGGUCUUGAUAUUUUAUGUGAAACAUGGAUGUUUCUAAGGCUCUGGGAAUUCAAUUUGAUUUGGUCUAGACCUGUGAUUUGAAUUUAUGGGGGAACUCCUGCUUAUUCACAUUGGCAGCAUCCUUUUUAUAACACAUCUGUGUUGCUUUAAUGUGUACAGAAUCUCCUCAUGGAAGUCUAAUUUCAGAUGGAACUGAAAAAAAAUUCCAGUUAGCCAAUUUCUUUUUUUUUUCUUUUUUUGCUGAGGCAAUUGGGGUUAAGUGACUUGCCCAAGAUCACACAGCUAGGACGUAUUUAAAGCGUCUGAGGUCGGAUUUGAACUCAGGUCCUCCCGACUUUAGGGCUGGCACUCUGUCUACUGUGCCAUCUAGCUGCCCCCUAAUUUCCCAAUCUUAACUCUUUUUGUUUUCAUUUUUUAUAUUCCCUAAGACUUGUCUGGGUCUUGGGGCAAUGUCUGUUUUCUCAGAUUUAAAACCAGAGCCGCCUUUGGGUCAACACAUCCCCUGGGAGGGAAAUAAUGAUGGAGCGAAGGGAUCAGAGGAGUCACAUUCUUGGGGGCUGUAGACUUCAUAUUUACUCUUACUCUCCCCUCCCUAACAAAAAGUUAAUAUCAUUGAAAGGAGUUCACUAGUAGGUUAAAUCAAUAUGAAAACAAGAUUGCUGGUGUGGAUAAGCUACUGACCUGAACCGGUCAUGCUGCCUGCCUCAGAAGUUUGUUAUUCAGGAGGGACAUGUAGAAAGGGAAGUGUGUGUGUGUGUGUG